CAGACACUCACCAUUUAUACCCCACCAUCACAACCACCACCACCAGAAGAAGAAUCACUCUCUCUCUCUCUCUCUCUCUCUCUCAGAGCCAACCCGCCAACUUUUGGAAGAAAGAGAGCAGCAGAGUUUCUUUCUUCCAUGGACCCCAACUUCGUCGGAAAGCCGCCGAUGACGGUGGACCUCGAGCAGAUGCCUGACACCCCACAGCGAGGGUCCCACCACCGUAGGGCCCACUCCGACAACUCCUUCCGCAUCGCCAACUUCGAUGAGCUCCUCCUCUUCGACCCUUCCGACCUCGAUAUCUCCAACCUUCCUUCGCCGGCGUUGCCCAGCGCCACCGGCACCAACCCCUCGCCUUUCGCCGCCGCCGCUACUGCACCCAGCAGCGGCUUUCCUGCCGCCAUGGAUUUUGCCUCGAAGCCGUCGGAGGAAUCUAACUGCAGGAAUUCCCGGUCCAGGCCCGCGGGUUCCCCCGUCGGCCAUAUCCGGAGCUUGUCCAUGGACUCCGAUUUUUUCAACGGCCUGGGAUUGACUGGUGGCGUUGAUGGGGACAAACUUGGCGGGAAAGGUGUAGAGGAGAGAAGGGUGGGUCAUCACAGGCACAGCAAUUCCAUGGAUGGGUCAUCAUCGUUGUCUUUUGAGGCCGACUCUUCCAUGGAUAUCGACGGUGUGAAGAAGGCCAUGGCUCCCGAUAAGCUCGCUGAACUUGCUCUCGUUGAUCCCAAGAGAGCUAGGAGGAUUCUUGCUAAUAGGCAAUCUGCUGCGCGAUCAAAGGAGAGAAAAAUUCGGUACACAAACGAGCUGGAAAGGAAGGUGCAGACGCUUCAAAAUGAAGCAACAAACCUCUCUGCUCAGGUUACCAUGCUUCAGAGAGACACUACAGGGUUGACUAAUGAGAAUAAGGAGCUUAAACUGCGCUUAGAGGCGAUGGAACAACAAGCUCAGCUUAGAGAUGCGCUCAAUGAAGCAUUAAAGGAAGAACUGCAACGCCUGAAGCUACAAAGUAGUCAAAUAGCUGCCAUGAAUGGCAACCCUUCUUAUGGCGGGUUUCUCUCUCAGUUUGCUUCUCAAUUAGCCUUGCAACAUCUUGCUAAUCCUCAAUCCCAGCAGACACAACAGCAAUCACAGGUUGGCAUGCCUCCGUCAUCCGCCGAUCACCCUUUCAACGGGCAGCCUGACCCGGACUUCUUGGACUUCAAUGGCAAGAACUAGCUCAUGAAUAUUUUCCCUAAAUCAUUGGCAAUAGGCAAAAUUCAUCACAAGUAGCAUCAUGUGCAUAUACAUAUAUAUAUAUAUAUAUAUAUAUGUAUGUAUGUAUUACUGGCGAGGCUUGUGAAGAUCAAUCAUUGUGCAGUUUAGUGUCCUCUUUGUCCUAUAUUGUGUUCUCUAUAUUCUGUUUAGGGCAAAAGCAUAGUCUGUUGCUGCGUGUAUUUACUGCAAUUCUAGGGUAGAAUCACAGGUUAUAACAACAUGAUGUAGAUAAGCUUGAACCGUUGGUUGAUAGCUGUUGAAUGAAAUUAUCUAUCUGAAUAAGCAGCUUCUGAAUUAUCUGUCAUAAUCGCACAUAGCAAAUUAUAUUUUCAUUUUCAGGGAGGUA
This is a messenger RNA of Neltuma alba, 1597 nucleotides long. RefSeq names its product transcription factor VIP1. The coding region runs from base 139 to 1212 and encodes 357 amino acids. Gene Ontology annotation, cellular component: nucleus. Gene Ontology annotation, molecular function: DNA-binding transcription factor activity. The record is from RefSeq and is a predicted model, not a curated record. The transcript is spliced from 4 exons. Gene Ontology annotation, biological process: regulation of DNA-templated transcription. NCBI's taxonomy places the organism in Eukaryota, Viridiplantae, Streptophyta, Magnoliopsida, Fabales, Fabaceae.